AUGGAAGCCCCUUUGAGCAAGAGGAACCCCGCGUUAAGAUUAGCGGAUUUGGCAGCCACUCAAGUCCUUCCUCACCAGAACAUGACAGGCUUCCCGGGGCUAGGGGGGCAUCACCCUCUCUCCCACCAUGCCCACCUCCACCCUGGGGAGCUGGCCAACGACCCCGGCGUGGCACUCACUCCAUUCGGACCGGAGCACAUGGCACAAACCAGUGCUCUCAAGCUCAGCCCCUCGCAGCACAUCCAGAGCCACCACGAAGCCCAGACCGCGGCGGCGGCUGCUGCUGCUGCUGCGGCGGCGACCGCAGCCUCCUUCGCUCCGGCUCAGACUACCGUGGGCUUCCCUGUGGCCCAUCACCACCAACACCACCACCACCACCCGGGAUACUCAAGCAGCAGGGACUUGAUCCUCAGGAGAGAACUCUCAGCCUCCGCCAUGCACGCUCUCGGCGACCAGUCCUCCGCCUCCCCCCAUCACCACCACGGCGUGUUCAUCUCCCCAACAGGUGCGUACGGCCACGCGGACAGCGGGGCCCACUCGCUCUUCUCGGGGCUCCACGAGCAAGCGUCCCCGGGCUCGCACCCACACCACCACGCACUCAAUGGGCAGAUGCGCCUGGGUCUACCGGGGGACCUCUACGGUAGGUCGGAUCACUUCGGGGCCCGGCAGGAUCACUACGGAGCCUCCGCCCUGCACGGCUACAACAACGUGAACGCAGCCCACGGGCCCGCGGGGGCCUUCCUGCGCUACAUGCGACAGCCCAUCAAGCAGGAGCUCAUCUGCAAGUGGGUCGAGCCGGAGCUGCAGAGUGCUAAGAAGCCCUGCUCCAAGACCUACAGCACCAUGCACGAGCUGGUCAACCACGUCACGGUGGAGCACGUCGGCGGGCCGGAGCAGAGCUCGCACGUCUGCUUCUGGGAGGAGUGCCCGCGGGAGGGGAAGGCGUUCAAGGCCAAGUACAAACUCAUCAACCACAUCCGAGUGCACACCGGAGAGAAGCCCUUCCCGUGCCCAUUCCCGGGCUGCGGGAAAGUGUUUGCCCGCUCGGAGAACUUGAAGAUCCAUAAGAGGACACACACAGGUGAGAAGCCCUUCAAGUGCGAGUUUGAAGGCUGCGACCGGAAGUUCGCCAACAGCAGCGACCGGAAGAAGCACUCGCACGUGCACACGUCCGAUAAGCCCUACUACUGCAAGGUCCGCGGGUGCGACAAGUCCUACACGCACCCAAGCUCCCUGCGCAAACACAUGAAGGUGCAUUGCAAGAGCUCCCCGCCACCUCCCAACAACACGACCACAUACAUCCCCUCCUCCGCCACCAGCAAUCCGCUCGGGGAGCCCCUCUCCCCGCAGCGGAACCGCUCCGCAAGCCUCUCCCCGCAGGUGACCAACCUGAACGAGUGGUACGUGUGUCAAGGCAGCGGAGGGGGGGUGCACCACCAACACCAGCAACACCAGCAGCAACACAGCCUGCACUCCCCCUCCAGUGAUGUGCCCACCUCAGAGUCUGAAGAUGAGGACUCGUUUAGAGACUCAGACCCCAGGACGAUGCUAUAAUUACCAUCCCUGGGGAUGGGACACAAAAUGGAAAAAAAAACACUCAAUCAAAGCGGAUGCAGUUCCAAAACCAGCUUCCUUCAAAGUAACACUUUUGGGUUUUAAUAUGCAAAUUAGAGCUAAUAAUUCCGAUUCCAUCAA
This is a messenger RNA of Syngnathus typhle (broad-nosed pipefish), 1695 nucleotides long. It is a transcript of the gene zic5, whose product is annotated as zic family member 5 (odd-paired homolog, Drosophila). The transcript is spliced from 2 exons. NCBI's taxonomy places the organism in Eukaryota, Metazoa, Chordata, Actinopteri, Syngnathiformes, Syngnathidae. Gene Ontology annotation, biological process: regulation of transcription by RNA polymerase II; central nervous system development. Bases 1 to 1554 code for a protein of 517 amino acids. The record is from RefSeq and is a predicted model, not a curated record. Gene Ontology annotation, cellular component: nucleus. Gene Ontology annotation, molecular function: RNA polymerase II cis-regulatory region sequence-specific DNA binding; DNA-binding transcription factor activity, RNA polymerase II-specific.